AUGAAUGAUUUGAUUGUGGUUGAUCAACUUCCGAUCGAAAUUCAAUUUGAAAUAUUUGAAUAUUUAAAUAUUCUUGAUGUGAUGAGGGGUUUUACGGCAUUGAAUAAGAAAUAUUGUGCCAUGGUUGGUAGAUAUUUACUGAUGAAUGAUUACAUGAUCGGAAGGUACUUUCAUCAGUUGGCAGUUUCCAAUUCCUUUUCUUAUAUUUCCAAGUUGAAUGAAAAGAAACAAAUUGAAAGUGAAUUGUUUAAUGAUGGAUCGAAUUUUCCAUAUCUCAUUAGAAUUGCUAGUGGUGAAUAUCAAGCAAUUGGAGAAUUGGAUGGUUUAAAGUGUUUGGAGAAAUUUGGACCAAAUCUUAUGGGAAUUAUGAUGAAAUAUCUGAUGGAAAGUAUUGAAGAUGAUUCGAGAUUUGAAGACGGGGGUAGAGCGCUAUCUUUGAAUUUGUGGAAUAUUGAUUUUUCUCAUUUGAAGAGUGAAACUAUGAAGAAAUCUCUGUCAUCUCUUGAAAAACUGAACCAUUUGGUAAGAUUAUAUCUUAAUUGUGGACCAGCAACAGUUGAUUAUACUCAAAGUGAUUCCCCUUGUUUGAAUGUGCUUGCCUUUAUGAAUUCAAAUUUGAAAAAUAGUUUCUCAUCACUGAGAGAAUUAUACCUGACUGGAUAUAUUGGAUCGUCGCCACAUGAAAUCAAUUCAAUUGUUAACAAUUUGGAAAAUUUGGAAAAGAUACACAUUUCAUUUAGUGUGGAAUUUAAUAAGAAUACGACCCAAAUUAAUCCCCUUGAAGCUCCAAAAAGUUUAAGGGAGAAAUUAUCUCACAUUUCAUUGAUAAAUGUUCCAGCAAGAGCAACUCGAUUAUUUUCAGUGAUUGAUAUUUUCGAAACAUUUGAAAAUUUGAAGUAUUUCGAAUAUCAUGAAGUAGAAGGAACAGGCGGAGUAAAUAUUAAUAUCAAGUUUGAUGAUUAUGACAAGGUAAUUGAAAAGUUUAGUAAGACAAAAUUAGAAACUCUCAUUUACAGACCCAGUGAGGCUCACCAAAGACAAAUAGCAAUUUCAGCCCAAAGACAAGAAUUAAUAGAAGAACUAUUGGAGAAUAUAAACAAUUCAGAUUUCCCAAUCCUAUUUCCCAACAUGAAGAACAUUGAAGUGUCAGAAUAUGAAAUGGACAGGGAAUGUAAAUAUGAUGCUCUCACUGCAGUGAUUUAUUACAUUCUUCCUAAAAUUCAAAGUGGAGGAUUACUUGAAAGAAUUCAUGCUCCAUCGGAUUGUUUGGAAAUUGCUACCAUGUUGAACUGCAAUAAUACUACUAUUGAAUUACAAUUGGGGUCAUCACCACCAGAGCUCUCAAAUUUGAUAGUUACUACAGGCUACAGACCUAAAAGAAAAAAUAGAUUUGGAGUCCCAAAAGAGAUCUUUUCGCAAUCCUUUGACAAGUUGAGGAUUUUGACAUUUGAAAAUCUAGGUUCGAUGGAUUCACACAUUUUAUUGUUGAUAGGGAGGAAUUGUAAGAGUUUGAAUUAUCUCAGAAUGACAAACUGCGAUUUCCUUAAUGUUGAAAAUCCGAAUAUGAAGCAAGAAUUAUUUCAUUCUCUGGUUAUCAAAACAAUUGCCAUUCAAAAUUGCAAUAAUGUUCCUGUGUGUAAUUUGGUUAACUUGAUGAUUUGUAGUUGUGAUACAUUGGAAUAUGUCAUUAUGAAAGGCUCAUCUAUUGCAUCCAAUUCACUGAAUGUUUCAAUGAAUGGAGGCGUGCCUGUUGAGAUGAGAAAGUUACAUACUCUGCUAUUUCCUAAAUCUGUCAACAUUCAGGAUAUUUAUAUUGAUAUGAUGAACUAUAUUAGCAGAUCAUGUCGAUUAUCUUCGUUACAUCAUUUGGAUGUCUAUGGAACUGUGGAUGAUUCAGUGGUAAGACUAUUCGAAAAUAAUUCAGCAAUAGUGUCUUUAUCCCUUAACGUAGCGGAAAUAAUUGACCCAAGUGUGUUGGAUAUUAUCAACGAAAGAGGAAUUAAAUUGAAAGAAUUAGAAAUUGAAAAGAAUGUUAACUUGGAUAUUUUAUUGGGAUUAUCUAGUAGAUGUACUUGUUAUUUGACCUCUUUGAAACUUCUUGGAUCUAAAAUUGAAAACAAUAGUCAAUAUUGUUCAUUUGAGUAUGGUACCUCAUCCAUCCACAAUAAGCUCAUUGAAGGAACUUAUGGUUGA
This is a messenger RNA of Naegleria gruberi, 2193 nucleotides long. RefSeq lists its product as uncharacterized. The transcript has 2 exons. The record is from RefSeq and is a predicted model, not a curated record. Bases 1 to 2193 code for a protein of 730 amino acids. Gene Ontology annotation, molecular function: protein binding. NCBI's taxonomy places the organism in Eukaryota, Heterolobosea, Eutetramitea, Acrasida, Naegleriidae.